Linum trigynum is the source of this 2692-nucleotide messenger RNA. The record is from the annotation of a GenBank genome assembly. NCBI's taxonomy places the organism in Eukaryota, Viridiplantae, Streptophyta, Magnoliopsida, Malpighiales, Linaceae.
CAUCCUUCCUCUCUCCCGUAGCCAUCACCGUCUCUCCUCCCUCUCUCUCGCAGAGCCCUCCGCCGCCACAGCUCUCCACCGCCGGCUCCCCUGUCUCCUGCAGCCGCCUGUCGAGCCUUCCACCGUCGUCGUCUCCGCCAUCCUCAGCCUCCCUCCACACCUUGUUGCAAAUCUCUCCCGCCGGCCCGUCGCAACGUCCGCCUCCCACCACCGCGACACAAUCAUCCUCUCCCCGUCAGAGCCCUCUCGCCGCCCUUCGUCCCCCCACCACUGCCGCCGUCGCGAGGUCACCCUCUUCCCCUACCUCUCUCUCUUGUCACCGACUCCCCUUUUCUAUAUCUGGUUUUUUAGUGGUACCAUUUUUCUUCUGAUAGCGAACCAGUGAUAGUGGUACCUACCACUACCAUAAGGUAGCUGGUAGUGGUAGCGUACAACUAUCAUCAUCUUUUUUGUGUUAUUCUCUACUGGUACUGCUACCAAUGAUAGUGCUAGCGGUACGAUACAAUAGGGUAGUGGUAGCGUUGUACUCAUAGCGUACCACUAGUACUGUGUUAGAAUAUGACUUGAAUUUGAUUUGGGUUUGUUUUGUGUUUGGGCCUAUUUUGUUUGGGUUUGGGAUUGGGCUUUGUUUGACCUUUUCCUUGUAUGUUUGGGAAAAGGUGUUUGGUUUUCUGUUUGGGAUUAGGAGAAGAGUUCUAAAAAUAGUCUUCACCAUCCUAUUCUGUAGUAAGGUUAGUCAGGUUAGUUUGUUUGGUUUGUUCGUCCGGAAUUUGGUUUGUAACCUGUACUUUCCUCAAAUCAGUGAAAUUUGUUCUCCUUUGCCCGUGGAUUAGCUAGCACACAUUGUGUUAGUGAACCACGUUAAAUUUGUGUUCGUUCGUGUUGGUUUGGAUUAUCGAUUGCACGCUUCUGUUCUGACAAGUGGUAUCAGAGCCUUUGGUUGCGGUUUUGGGAAUUUGGCGUUGGACUGAAGUUUUGCUUUGUGGAGGUAGCUUUCAAUUCUUCAGCUUGGUUCGGUGGAGGAAUCGCUUUGAAGUUGACUUUGGUAGUUGUGUUUUGGUCUCGAUUUUUUGGUGAGAAGUUUGGUUGGAGUUUGUUUGAUAGUAAGAAUGGCUGCUAUCAGUAUGAAGAUUGAGAAGUUUACCGGAAGAAACAGUUUCAGUUUGUGGCAGAUUAAGAUGCAAGCACUGUUGAAACAAUAGGGUUUGUGGGCUCCGUUGUCUGGAAAAUCGAAGAAGGAAAGCAUAGAUGAAAAAGAGUGGAUUACUUUGGAGGAGAAAGCUCACUCUACAAUCUUGCUUUGUUUGGCUGAUGACAUCAUCACUGAGGUUGCUGCUGAGAAGACUGCUGCGGGCUUGUGGUUGAAGCUUGAAAGUCUAUACAUGACAAAGUCUUUAACUAACAAGUUGCAUAUGAAGCAACGUUUGUUCAGUUUGCGUAUGGAGGAAGGUACUUCUCUCAGGAAUCAUCUAGAUCAACUCAAUACCAUCUUGUUAGAUCUGCGGAAUAUUGAUGUUAAAGUAGAUGAUGAGGAUGCUGCCUUAAUUCUGUUAGUAUCUUUGCCACAGUCAUAUGAGAAUUUUGUGGAUUCUUUUAUUGCUGGGAAAGAUAGUUUGUCUUUGGAAGAUGUCAGAUCUGCUCUACAUACUAGAGAGGUUCGACAUAAGGCAUCUGGUUCAGGUUCGGAAAAUCAGGCAUCUGGGUUGGCUGCUACGAGUAGUAGGAGACAACAAUCUGGUAAUAGGAAGACGAAUACAAAUUCGAAUUCUGCUGGUUUGAAAGAUGAUAUCUGUCAUUACUGUAAGGAGAAAGGGCAUUGGAAAUUCGAUUGUCCUAAACUGAAGAAAUAUCAGGAGAAGAAGGAAUCAUCUGCUGCUGUGGCAGAAGAAACUAACUCUGAUUCUGAAGAUGGUUUAGACUUAGCAGUGAAUGAACAGGUACAUCAUCAGGAUGUGUGGUAUUUGGAUACUGCAGCUGAUUAUCAUAUGUGUCCAAGCAGGGAGAGUUUUUCAACUUAUGAGCAGAUAGAUGGAGGGCAUGUUUCUAUGGCCAAUGGUGCUAUCUGUAAGAUUGUUGGAAGAGGCUCCGUCAGGAUGAGGACACAUGAUGGUUCUGUUCGCACCUUGAACAAUGUUAGGCAUAUUCCAGAGAUGACUAAGAAUCUGAUAUCUUUGAGUCUACUCGACAGCAAGGGUUUCAGUUUCAAAGGUGAAGGUGGAGUGUUGUCUGUCUACAAGGGUUCUAAGGUGGUUUUGAAAGGUGUCAAGCGGGGUGCCUUGUAUAAUCUACAAGGUUCUGUCUUGACAUGUUCUGUUGGUGAUAAGUGCACCAAGCUGGUUCUGAAUGGCAAGUCUCAACAUGAGUUGGACUUGCCGAAUGGUUUGAGUUGUUGAUCGCCCUUAGGGGCAUUUGGAGGCCGAGGAGAUUCUGGUACAACUGAUUUGGAGGAGUUUGGUACAUCUAGCAACUUUGGUUGCGUCUGGUACAUCUGGUAUUUGAGAGAGAAUUCAAGUCAAGGUGGAGAUUGUUAGAAUAUGACUUGAAUUUGAUUUGGGUUUGUUUUGUGUUUGGGCCUAUUUUGUUUGGGUUUGGGAUCGGGCUUUGUUUGACCUUUUCCUUGUAUGUUUGGGAAAAGGUGUUUGGUUUUCUGUUUGGGAUUAGGAGAAGAGUUCUAUAAAUAGUCUUCACCAUC